AUGCCUGCCAGGACUGGAAACCAUAAAACGAAUAAUGCCCGCCACGCGCGUACGACGUCCUGGUCGAGUGGCUUCCAUUUCACCCAAGGCACCGAAUCAUCCGAACACGCCCAAGGUCGCCGCCGACGCGAGUCCAAUACCUCCCUCGCCGGUCUUGAAGAACGCUCCUCCUCCCCCGACUCGCUCGCCAUCGAUGAUAAUAUGUUAAGGAAUACCUCGAUGGAUCUAGGUGGUGAUCGCAAAACACAACAUGUGCGCGGCCGCUCCAUUAGCCACGGCCUGCCACAAAUCGCUUCGCUACAGGCGUACAUGUUUUAUCAGCUCAAGUCUUUCGACCCGAACCUCUCCGACUCAGAUGUUGCGACCCAGGCGGGAAUUCUCCAGGGUGCUUUUACCGCCGCUCAGUUUGCGACGGCGAUCCCCUGGGGCCGUGUUGCCGAUGCUGAGUGGGGUGGUCGGAAGUUCGUUCUACUUGUUGGUUUGAUUGGUACUGCGGUGUCUUGUCUAGGUGUCGCUUAUUCGACGUCAUUCGCGCAGGUCGUGUUUUGGCGCUCGUUUGGUGGAGGCAUUAACGGCACUGUUGGUAUUAUUCGAACUAUGAUUGCGGAGAAUGUUAAAGAGAAGAGAUAUCACUCGCGCGCUUUCUUGAUUUUGCCUAUUGGCUUCAACAUAGCUUCGUUGUUUGGUCCUGUGAUGGGUGGCAUGUUGGCUGAUCCCGUUAAGAGCUAUCCCCGUCUCUUUGGUCCCAAUUCCUCCUUCGGGGGUGCGAACGGAGUGCAAUGGCUUGAGACGUACCCCUAUGCGCUGCCAAUGUUCGCGAACUUCUGUUUCCUCUCUUCAACAGCAGUUUUGGUUGGGUAUGGAUUAGAGGAGACCUUGGCAUCUUGCAAGGGCAAGCCUGGCCUGGGCACAUUCGCUAAGAAGCUCCUUGCGCGCGCCAUGAAGACCGCAGUCCCCUCUUCGUCGUCAUUGUACACAAGGCUCCCGCUCCAUGACUACGAAGAGGAUGGGUCUUUGCUGGGCCAGCCCAUGGACCGCUCGGAGAGCUACGAGCUCGAAGAAAAGGCGCACAAACCUGUCCGCGUCCAACGUGUGUUGCCUUUCCGAAGAAUGUGGACUAAGAACGUGUUGUGCACACUCGGCGCACAGGCUUUCUUCGACUUCCAAAUGGGUGCCUUCAACAACCUCUGGCUACUCUUCCUGUCUACUCCUCGCUAUGACGCCAAUGACCCCGCGAGUCCCGCCCAGAGCUUACCAUUCGCCUUCACCGGCGGACUGGGCAUGCUCCCGCAGAGCGUUGGUUUCGCGACUGCAAUUUUGGGUGUGAUUGGUAUGAUCCUUCAAUUCACUGUCUACCCUACAAUCAACGGCCACCUAGGUACAGCCAAGAGCUACCAGUAUUUCCUCUCUCUUUUCCCCAUCGCAUACUUCAUUGCACCCUAUAUCUCGCUGGCUCCAUCUACAAUUCCCCCUCCUGGCCAAGCCAACGGCCCUUGGGUCUGGUUUUGGAUCAUCAUCGUCCUCUUCUUCCAGGUCACUGCCCGAACUUUCACUCUUCCCACCUCUAUUAUUCUGCUGAACAACUGCUCACCGCACCCAUCGGUCCUCGGCACUAUCCAUGGAGUUGGCCAGUCCGUCUCGUCGGCCUUCCGUACCAUUGGACCUAUCUUUUCAGGUGCAUGGUACGGAUAUGGCUUGGACGUUGGCAUGAUCGGCUUCGCCUGGUGGAUGAUUGCAUUGGUAUCCGUGUUUGGCUGCCUUGCAGCUAUCUUCGUAUAUGAAGGUUCUGGACAUGAGAUUCUCCUUCCUGGAGAACAAGAAGAGAUCUGA
Messenger RNA from Penicillium verrucosum, 1830 nucleotides. Its product is annotated as putative MFS transporter. The record is from RefSeq and is a predicted model, not a curated record. The transcript is spliced from 3 exons. Gene Ontology annotation, molecular function: transmembrane transporter activity. Gene Ontology annotation, biological process: transmembrane transport. The coding region runs from base 1 to 1830 and encodes 609 amino acids. NCBI's taxonomy places the organism in Eukaryota, Fungi, Ascomycota, Eurotiomycetes, Eurotiales, Aspergillaceae.